Messenger RNA from Vitrella brassicaformis, 997 nucleotides. NCBI's taxonomy places the organism in Eukaryota, Vitrellaceae. The record is from the annotation of a GenBank genome assembly.
GUCUUGUAUGUCAUUAUGGAUGAUGGACGGUUCAUGCUUCGUGGAUUCUGACUUGCAUAUACAUGGCUGUGAUGCGAUUGGGUUGGCCUAGCUGUGGGUGCAGACGAUGGACGGACAUUGGGUGAUGAUCUCGUUCUCUGAACGAUUGACGCCACCCCACAAUGACGAGGCGCACACUUGACACGCAUUGGCGAGAUCCCCAUCGUGAUGACUCCCUCUGUGAGGGCGCGACUGGCCAGCUUGGCGGGGAUCCCAGGCCCCCAGACGCCCCCCUGUCACAGUUUUGCCUGUGUUGGCCGCGCGGUGUCUGUUGGUCAAGGGGUCGGGGCGUGUGGGGUGGGUGAUGGUGACGUCGCCGAGCCUGCCUUUUCCCUCCUCCACCCAGUAGAGGUCGAUCCGUUUGCCGUCUGGAUCGGUGGUGGCCGGGUAGACGCCCAGACGCGCCAGGUUGACCUCUCGGUCGACGGCGAUCUGGACGCUCCUGAUGAUGCGUCGCCACUCCUCGCACAGCAGGUCGUGCCGCCAGAUGCGCUCGUUGCCUGUGCCGCAGCAGAGGAGGUGGUCGCCGUAGGGAUCCAGCUGGGUGCCGCACGAGCAGAAGUCCGAUGCGAGUGAAGGGUGUUGGGUGGCGCCGAUCCUCAGACGGCAGCAGGUGACGAAAUCCUCGUUGGUGAAGCGCAGGCCCGGGUGCGCUGGGACCGUCGUCAGCCAGCCGCUAGCUCCUGGGCCUCGACAGCUCCUCAGCCGUGCGCGGUCUCUUGGCUCCUCGCCGAACUCGUCCAGCAGGGCGUCUGCUUCGAUGCGCAUCAGGCUGGCCGUCAGGUCGUGUUGUAGCCGUGGUUUUGUGCGUCCCUCGAGCAGCUUGGCCAGUGUGGGCACCUCGUCUCCGGCAGCUUCUCCAGUAGCUUCUCUCUUGCCGACUCCGCUGCCCGUAGCCAUGGCAAUAGCUGUUUGUUUGGCUACUGAGACGGCAUUGGGUGCUCGAGCUCAAAGAAAC